Molecule: messenger RNA, 1536 nt
Organism: Talaromyces marneffei
Lineage: Eukaryota; Fungi; Ascomycota; Eurotiomycetes; Eurotiales; Trichocomaceae
Exons: 2
Coding region: 1-1536 (511 amino acids)
Biological process (GO): intracellular signal transduction; intracellular monoatomic cation homeostasis; protein phosphorylation
Molecular function (GO): protein serine/threonine kinase activity; ATP binding
Source: RefSeq, a predicted model, not a curated record
AUGACUCCUCCAGCCGUUUCUCCAGCUCCCUCGUCGACGAUAUCUUCAGCGGCCCCCUCCAUCGCCUCGACAGAUCGCAAUGAUGCGGAUCACCCGGUAACCCGGGCUCUGGACGACAUGCGACUGCCCGCACCGUCAUCCGGUGAAGUUAUUCAAACACCCCAACAAGCCAAGUUAGCAAAACCAUCCAUGGCCCAUCGCAUAACCCGUAUGUUCAGCGACCGGAAGACGGCAAACCCAAGAUCAGAAACCGAAAGCCCCAGGGAUGCUGGAUCGGAGUCGAGUUUCGAUGGCGCAAAACCGUCUGCGAAUGGCACGCUUCGGUCGGUUCCUCAACCUCUGACUACGCAGCCGACAUCACAGAGUGAGAGGCCUGCCGAUGGUUCUGUGAAACCGAAGGGUUCGAAAGAGAAGGAUCUACCUGUCCACAAGCGUUUUGAGAUUUUGCCCGAUGGAACACAUAUACACCAUCUCAAGGGAACGAAACGACAAGAAAAGUUAAGUGGCCUCCUACGCGAUAUGUUGGGAGGCGGCAAGAAGAAAGAAGACCAUGCCGACGAUCAGCAAUUAUCAUUGGUAUCUAGCUGGAUCGACCAGUUGAAAAAUGAACGCGACAAACUUGCACAGGAUAAAAAGGGCGGGCCAAACGCGACGGCCACCUUGGUCGAUAAGUACGGAAAAUGUCAGGAGAUUGUUGGUCGGGGUGCUUUCGGUAUAGUUCGUAUCUCUCACAAGGUCGACCCCAAGGAUUCCAAAAUGGAGCAGUUGUAUGCUGUCAAAGAGUUUCGACGUCGGCCGCAGGAGACAUCCAAGAAAUACCAAAAACGACUUACAUCGGAGUUUUGCAUAUCAUCGUCCCUGCGCCAUCCAAAUGUGAUACACACCCUAGAUCUUUUACAGGAUGCGAAAGGAGACUACUGUGAAGUGAUGGAAUACUGUGCGGGCGGUGAUCUUUAUACUUUGGUCUUGGCAGCAGGAAAACUCGAGGUUACCGAAGCAGACUGUUUCUUCAAACAGUUGAUGCGUGGUGUUGAAUAUAUGCAUGAGAUGGGCGUUGCACAUCGUGACUUGAAACCCGAAAAUCUUCUCCUUACCACUCACGGAGCUUUGAAGAUUACUGACUUUGGUAAUGGUGAAUGUUUCCGCAUGGCCUGGGAGACACAGCCGCACAUGACUGCUGGUCUUUGUGGGUCUGCACCUUAUAUCGCGCCCGAAGAGUAUACAGACAAGGAGUUUGAUCCUCGGGCUGUCGAUCUCUGGGCCACCGGAGUGAUUUACAUGGCUAUGAGAACGGGUCGACAUCUAUGGCGGGUUGCGCGCAAGGAUGAGGAUGAAUUUUAUGAAAGGUACCUUGAGGGUCGUCGAGAUGAGGAUGGCUACGCGCCGAUUGAAACCUUGCACCGAGCCCGGUGUCGCAACGUCAUCUAUUCGAUACUUGAUCCCAACCCCGGCCGACGAAUAACUGCAUCGCAGGUGCUCAAGUCGGAAUGGGUUCGUGAGAUCAAGCUGUGCAAGGCGGGCGAAGAAGGCUACUGA